CUGUUCUCAGCGGUCAACUCCACCUUCAUCGUCGAAAUGCAGCUUGAUCCAGGAGACACCACCCAUACCCUCGUCCUCAAACUAAUCCAGAUAAUCGUUAACGGCCCAAAUUCCGCACCUAACAUCAACACUCUUUCCUCAUCUACGGGAUUUCUCUCUUCAAUGGUCUGGAUGCAAUCACUCUCCUGCGCUAGCGUACUUCAUGCAAGUUUUACAAAACCACCAAGAACCCUGUGA
Messenger RNA from Suillus bovinus, 237 nucleotides. RefSeq lists its product as uncharacterized. Lineage: Eukaryota; Fungi; Basidiomycota; Agaricomycetes; Boletales; Suillaceae. The record is from RefSeq and is a predicted model, not a curated record. The transcript has a single exon. The annotation marks the transcript as partial.